AUGGAGGCUAGUUCUUCUUUUGAAGAGACACAGCGGUUGCUCCUUUGGUCGGCUUCGCCAUCUCUUCUAGCAGCAAAAGGCACAUCAAGCCCCUCGGUACCAGUAACAACAGGAGGAAGCCCUGCGUCACCAUCAGCCGCUUUGUUGCAUUCGUUAGGCGAUGAAGGCCUGAGAAGUGCUUUGCACCCGCCAGGCAUUGUGGCUACUGCUGACUGGUUACGUUAUUUACUGUUUCAGGCUGUAGAGGAUGCCCAGCUUUUGUUUUCUUCUCUGUUAGAUGAAUGCGAAUGCAGUGCAUUGGGGUUACCAGAAGACACAAGAAACGCUGGAAACGAAGGCAAUGAAAAACAAACAGACAGAAACACUAAUUUCCCGCAAACUCCAACAGCAGCAGCAACACACGUAUUAGAUCCACCCAUUGCGUUUGCUGUUGCUCCAGAAAAAAGUGCGCCACACAGGCGCCUCAAUAGAUCUGAAACAGCAGCAUCACCCUCGGUAAGACCAGCAGCAGAACCUGCAGAAGCAGCAGCGACAGCAGGAGAGAACGAUGAGGGGAGAGAAGGCUGUGCAGCUACAGGAGCAGCGGUUCCUGGCUCGCUAAUGGAGAGCGAGGAGUCAAGCACAUGCACAGAGAUAAACAAAGCAGGCACUGGUGAUACAGAGACAAACUCCAAAAGAGACGAGGAGGCAGAAACAAAGGAUUCAGCAACAAAUAUAGAACAGGCAGGAGCAGACAACGCGCAAGCACCCCCAACAGCAAGAGAAUACAUCUCCACAACCAUGUCAUGGGCCUUCAAACAACUCGAAAGUCCUCGCUUGUUCCCCUUCUCACCCACAGCAACAGCAGCAGAAGCAGAGGCAGGAGCAGCAGAAGAUGCAGCAAGAAGGCAACCGCCCAUUACAGGAGCCAAUCAAGACAAGAACGAAGAAGAGGAAGAGAAGGAACUUCGCCAAACAGCCGCAUUGAUCGUUCGUCGAUUGUUGCGGUGUUAUGCUCACAUUUAUCUAUAUCAUUUACCCCUGCUACAGCAAUACGACGCCGUAGCUUCUGCAAAUCACUGCCUUAAGAAGUUGAUGUUCUUAUCUGUCGAUGGAGGCCUCAUCGAAAGGGGUGGACCACUUAAGAGCUUGGAAAGGGCCUGGCUAGACGCUGCACAACCUGAGGCAUCGCUCAGAUGUACUGACACCAAAGAUACCCCUCAAACAGCAGGACAUCGAGAAACGAACGACCAGAGAACAGCACGUGCAGCGCACGCAGAAGCCCAGUGGCUGCUGCCCGCGCUUCAGAACGCGGAGCUGUGUUUAGGUGCUAUUGAGGGGGAGGAAUUCCCCACCACUGGGAGGAACUAA
Eimeria maxima is the source of this 1350-nucleotide messenger RNA. RefSeq lists its product as hypothetical. NCBI's taxonomy places the organism in Eukaryota, Apicomplexa, Conoidasida, Eucoccidiorida, Eimeriidae. Bases 1 to 1350 code for a protein of 449 amino acids. Gene Ontology annotation, biological process: signal transduction; positive regulation of protein phosphorylation. Gene Ontology annotation, cellular component: nucleus; cytoplasm. The record is from RefSeq and is a predicted model, not a curated record. Gene Ontology annotation, molecular function: protein kinase activator activity. The transcript has a single exon.